Molecule: messenger RNA, 307 nt
Organism: Perkinsus marinus ATCC 50983
Lineage: Eukaryota; Perkinsozoa; Perkinsida; Perkinsidae
Exons: 3
Biological process (GO): peptidyl-serine phosphorylation; peptidyl-threonine phosphorylation
Cellular component (GO): cytoplasm
Molecular function (GO): protein serine/threonine kinase activity; ATP binding; protein tyrosine kinase activity
Source: RefSeq, a predicted model, not a curated record
UUGUUAUAUAUUACUUCAUGUUAAGUUUACGAAACUUCUUUUUUUUUCUCAGGAAACGUAAUACGAAAAUUAAACUUAUCGACUUUGGCAGUGCGGCAUUCAGCGGCUAUCAGGUGUAUACGUAUAUUCAGAGUCGGUUUUACAGAUCCCCUGACGUUAUACUUGGUAUUCAUCCCUUUACCACGGCAAUUGAUAUGUGGAGUCUCGGGUGUAUUCUGGCUGAACUAUUUCUGGGUCUCCCACUUUUUCCUGGCAGUUCUGAAAAAGAUCAACUAACGCGGAUAGUGUCCCUUAUGGGGUCGGGAUU